ACGCGGGGAUGAGCGGGGCGGGGUUAGACCAAGUAAACGUCCAGUUGUGGGCGGGGAGGAGGAAAACUGAAACGCUUGUCCGAAGGGAACACAGUGCAGCGGAAGAGUUUCUGUUUAGAUGCUUUACAAGUCUUACAUGAAAAGGAAAAAUGAGACUUAGGUCUCAAAGGACGAUUACCGCUGCUUCGGAGACGCCGAGGAGGACACGUCAACGGUCGAGACAAACGCGCCUUUCGACGACGGAGACGGAAAGUCCCUUACCAAACAUGGUUGAGGAGGAGUCUGUGGUUCACCAACCAGAGGAUGAGGUUCCUACGGUGAAGAGGCGGCCGCUGCCUCGUGGCCGGGCGAGGAAGCGGCCGAGGGCCAUCGCUGUUGAGGACAGAGAGUCGGGCAUUUUAUCUCCAUCAGCAGAUUUGGCUUUUAAGACCCCACUCAAGCCCAUAAUCCACCACGAGCGCAUUCUGUCAGAGAUCGACGUGGCGUCCCCUCGUAACUCCAAGGCCAGAAACAUCUAUCCGCCCAUCGUGCGGUUCCUCACGCCCAGCAAGGAGAAUAUGAAAUGUCCUGAAACUGCCAGCAGCGUUCUGCUGAGCCCAGAACAAGGAGUGUUUGGUUACGGUUCCAUCGACCUGCUGGCUGGAGAUGAGGACGACGACGUCUUUGAUCCGUUUACCUUUAUCAAGAACAUCCCGUCCCAGUCUCAGCAUUCCCGGCCGUGUCUCCAAGACAUCCCGCCAAAAACCCGGAGCACGCCGGAGGCCACGCUGGUGGUCGACCUGGAGGAGACGCUCAUGUUCAGCUCCCUGAAUGUGAUCGAAGAAGCAGAUUAUACUUUCUUUACCACAUUCCAGGAUCAUCAAUACAAGGUGUACAUGAUCCUGCGUCCACACGUAAGAGAGUUUCUUCAAGCCAUGGCAAAAAUCUACGAGCUUUUUGUUUACACCUGUGCAAAGAAGGAAUACGCCGAGAAGAUCCUGGAGAUCCUCGACCCUCAGAAGAAACUCUUCCGUCACCGCCUGUACCAGGACGACUGCGCCUGCGUCCUCGGUCACUACAUCAAGGACCUCAGCAUCCUCGGGAGAGACCUGAUGAAAACCGUCGUCCUGGAUAACGCACCGCACACCUACCCAUACCACCUGAUGAACACGAUUCCCAUUAAGAGCUGGUCUGGAGGAUCAGAAGACAAAGAGCUGCAGAAACUCGUCCCCUACAUGGAGAGACUGGCUCCAGCGGAGGAUUUCCAGGAGGUUCUGAAGAAGAGGAAGGACCACUUCCACAGAUUCCAGAUCGGACCGCCUGACCGGAAGGCGGUAUGUCCGUGUCGGGAACCGGGCCGGUUCUCCUGCGGUUCUCCUUAAAGGAUGGCACAUUUCAGACGCUGCUGACCGAUCGUCACUUGAACCCGGCUUCUUUCCAGAACCGAUUCCUCAAGCAGCAAACUGCUAACGUGUGUAAAUAUUUCCCAAACAAAACUUGAAUUAUUUUGUUUAUAUUUCUAACUUUCUAUUUAUUGAUCAUAUUGCUAACCAACAGCUUUUAUCUGUAUAUGUUAGAUGCUUUUUUUUUGUUCUAUAAACUUACUCCAACAAUAAAUGACUAAUAGAGCG
Poecilia latipinna (sailfin molly) is the source of this 1610-nucleotide messenger RNA. RefSeq names its product CTD (carboxy-terminal domain, RNA polymerase II, polypeptide A) small phosphatase like 3 (gene ctdspl3). The transcript has 12 exons. The record is from RefSeq and is a predicted model, not a curated record. Gene Ontology annotation, molecular function: phosphatase activity. NCBI's taxonomy places the organism in Eukaryota, Metazoa, Chordata, Actinopteri, Cyprinodontiformes, Poeciliidae. The coding region runs from base 150 to 1361 and encodes 403 amino acids.